This is a messenger RNA of Acytostelium subglobosum LB1, 5862 nucleotides long. RefSeq lists its product as hypothetical. Gene Ontology annotation, molecular function: protein binding; protein serine/threonine kinase activity. The transcript has 7 exons. Bases 1 to 5862 code for a protein of 1953 amino acids. Gene Ontology annotation, biological process: telomere maintenance; protein phosphorylation; nuclear-transcribed mRNA catabolic process, nonsense-mediated decay. NCBI's taxonomy places the organism in Eukaryota, Evosea, Eumycetozoa, Acytosteliales, Acytosteliaceae. The record is from RefSeq and is a predicted model, not a curated record. Gene Ontology annotation, cellular component: nucleus.
AUGGAUGGUGUUGUGGCAUCAACAGGCAACAACAACAUAAUCAACGGCAAUAGUAGUAGUAGUAGUAAUAGUGAUAUCAAUCAAGAGACUACAGAAACAUCUACGUCAAUACAACAACAACAAAAGUCUACAUUACUCAAGAAACAGCUAUCACCUUUCGCUAAACCAUUCGUACCUGUCACUCCGACGACUCCUGCUCCACCGCCAACAACACAGCAACAGUAUGAUUUGAACAAUAAUAACAACAGUACCAAUGGUACAGGUUCAGCGGACAAUGUCUCUGUAAAGACAUCUACAGCAGUCAAACAGCAGCAACAACAACAACAACAGCAUGUUAACCAGAAGGUGUCAUCAUCGACUCAAACAACAGCAACAGCGGUUGCAACAUCAUCACCUUUAUCAUCAACCACAACAACAUCGAUAACAUCAUCUACGACAACAAUAAUAGCAUCAAGUACAGCAACACUCACACAUGAUGAUAUACAACAGCUGUUCCUCAAUAGAAUACAUCCAAAGAAUAACAUACGUGAGGCGGUCUUGUCGACACUAAACUCAAUACUGUAUGCAUUUGAUCCUUUACCCUCUGCCAGCGGCAGCAGCAGCAGCAGCACGCCCUUAUCGACAAUGCAGCAACAGCAACAACAGCAACAGCAACAAUCAUUGGAACAGAUCGACAGCAUCCUGACCAUAAUCGGUCAGGAGGAUGAGUACAUCAUCAAACUGUUCAACACGCCGGUUGAGCAGCGUCCCAAUGUUACCUCCUCGAACGCCGCCCCUGCGGGUGGCAGUAAGCAAUCACCAAUUCACUUCAUCAAGCGGCCUCAACAACAACAGCAACAGCAACAGCAACAGCAGCAACGUGUAUCCACUACACUACCCGAUGGCACGGCGAAGCCUUCCACGUUGCCCUACGACGACAUAGAUAGCUUCUAUGUGCGAAUCGUCAACUAUAAUCAGAACCUCUUGACCAAGAUCGCAGUAUCGCUCAGUAAGCUCCAGACACAGACAUCGACAUCGACACCUGCUUCGACCAGCCUGGGGAAGAUCGAGUCGCUAUUGUUCUACAUUUACGACAACGUUGCCCAGGUACCCGGACUGGCUGUCCUGGCGAGCACAGCCAUCCACUCGAUCGCCAGCCUGGUGCCCGUGUUAAAGUUCCAGAAGCACAAGCAACUAGAGACCAUUGUGUUGGCACAGCUCAAGAGCAUUGAUGGACCGGCCAACCUGCUGCUGGAGGCGUUGCUCUUGUUGCAGGCCACACUGGCCACUGCCACGCCAAUUCUCAUGACUCGCGAGCUCUUUAGACGACUCACCAACCUGGUCUACCUCAAGCACACUCAGAUCCAGACCACUCUAUCCAAAGUGUUCGAGCAGUACACCAUCAACAAUCAUCUUGACCAACUACAGAUACGCAAGGUACUCUCGAUCGCAUUGUUCAAGAUCUCGGAUAUUGACAAGGACAUCCAGCGCAACAACCUCGACCUCCUGGCCAAGACUGUCGUACACAUUGAGUUCAUCAAUCAGAAGAAUCUCCAUUCAAAGAUAAGCGACCUAUCCAUUAACUACAAGUUGAAGUUCAUGGUCGUCCAAGGACCAUGCCCAUCAGUUCCAAUGUUCUUCAAACAUAUGUUUGAUUGUCUUUACAAUGUGGACCGAUCUACUGAUGACAUACUCAAGUCAAUCCUUGAUCACUUCUACGACAGCACACUCAUGACACAUGGCGCACAAGCCCACCAUGACAGACUAGAAAACAGGAGACUAGAGACAUUGAUGGCCACAUCAGAUGCACUUAGAUGGUACUGGGCAACAUGGGAGUGCGCAAGAUAUUGUAUCACUAAUAGAUUGAAGACACCAUUUGGUACGGGAGUGCAGACGUUUGAGAUAUUUGAGCGUAUCAUUCUUCAGCUCAACAAGGAGAGGAAGGACUUCAAGAAGAUAAUGAUAAUGCUGAUGUUCAUGGAUUCACUGGAGAAACAGAUCUUCUCUGCUGCCUAUGGCUCGGUGUUCCUGCCGUCUCCCUCGUCAAAAGAGAUCCUAUUCUUCAAGCUCAACGCACGUGUCAGUGAGGAUUGGUUCAGCAGGAUCCGCAUGAACCUCCUCAAGGCCAGCAUCCUCUGUAGCUCGGGUCCAGACAUCAUCAGACAUGCUACACUCCGCAUAGCUGACAUUAGAGCGAACCGAUUCGUUGAUCCAUCACAUGCACAGCAUGAGAUGGAGUUCUGUAUAUUGCACCUUACUAAUGCUCUACAGCAAAUGAAUGAGACAGAUAUGAUCAAGGGCCUAUCGAAAUGGCUCGACCUGCACUACUCCACAAUCAAUGGCAAGGACAAGGAGAGUACAUCAUCGUCAUCAUUCAUCGAGAUGGUUGUCUCACCAAAGAAGUCAACGUCAAUGAAUGUGUCUCAUUCUUCCCCAUCACCAUCAACGCCAACAUCAGCAGCAGCGGCUCAACAACAUACGAGGCAUACAUUCACUCUGUCCAUGCCUUGGAUGCAAGGCGUGAUCCAGUCUAGCGAUCAACACUAUGAAGACUCUGUUCAAUCACUCACACCGUUGGUCGCUACAACCGAUCCCUCGCACAUGUCAUUCCCUUUCAUCGUGGAGCACAUCAUCAAGUCAUACAUGAAGCUGUCGGACUACCAGGAGAUGGACGCAUUCCUUCAGCAGUUUGGCGAUCGCAUUCACUCCUCAAACGUCACAUAUCGCGAGACGUACCUGCGUGCAUUGUCUGCCUUCUCUCGAGGUACUGGCGGCGGCGCAGAGAGUACCGCAAUCAAGCAGUUCAUCAACGAACUCCCUCAGAGAGAGAUCGCCAACGGAGGACUCAUUGGCAAUCUAUUCGCUGCCGAUGAGCUUAUCCUCGCGGUGAUGAUCGCACAGAGGGAUGAGGGGUCGUCCAACAACAGCGGCGACAUAUGGCAGUACAUUGUCAAAGCCAAGGAUCACGUCCACGACUCACUGUCAGUCAUCGGACACGAGUCCAACAUCCAGACCUUCCAAUACCUGACGCAGCUCAAGCUGAUUGACGAGCUUGAGAAUGGCGUCGUCGACAGCUCCACGCCACUCUGUCGCCAGCUUGGCUUCCUCGAGAAGUUGCGCCGCGUGAGGAAUCACUUGUCAAACAUUCAGCAUCGCACUGAUCUCGUCUUCCACAACAUCCCGCUGACAGAGGUGCUGAUCAAACUGUCGCGCAAGUCUGGAAACACACGAUUCUGCUCACGUUUGCUCAAUUCGGUACUGGAGACACACUCGCCCUCAUUCUUCCUGGAGAAGUCCAAGUUGAAGUGCCUGCAUGAGCGUCGACUCGAGUCAUUCACCGAGCUCGUGCGCCACUCCAAUCAGUUCCCUGACAAUGUGACGCCAGACAUCAAGACCAAGACCUACCUGCAGAUCGUCAAGCAGUUGACUACCAACACCAACAACUCGGCGUUCCAGGAGAUACUCAAGUCGCUGCCUGCCGAGCAGGCCGACCCCGAGACAUACUUCCAGCGUGCCUCAGCCACUAUGCCCGACAACCCCAAGGUGUUGCUGGCCUAUGCCAACUGGGCGAUGGAGACCGCCGACCUGCUCACUGGGGCGGACGAGGCAGCCACCAAGGCACGCCUUUACGGCAUAGCUGUCGAGCGCUACUUUGACCAUCUCAAGUUCGUCAGCAAUGCCACUGGUCACUGCAGCUCACUCAUUCAGAUCACACUGAGGAUACUGAGCAUUCUAGUCAAUCAUGGUGGCCAGAUCAUCGAUGUGUUUGACAGGUGCAUCGCGGAUGACAACAACAGCGCUGCUGUCACCACUGCCUUCUCAGACAUCAUCCCACAACUCUUUGCCCGUUUGGGCCACCCUGACAAGGCUAUACAGGUGCAGAUCAUCAACAUCAUCAAUCGAAUUGGACGUCACAACCCCCACGCCAUUGUCUUCCCAACCUUGGUAGCUGCCACUCAAUGGGGUGGCGUGCAUCCCAAUGCCAGCCAGAUUGCUGUGAUCCAGCGCGAGCUUGUCAAGCACUCACCACUGCUGGUCGAGGAGACCGACACAUUCAUCCGUGGCUUUGCCCAGUUGACCAUACUCUGGGACGAUCGUUGGCAACAGUUGAUGGAGCAGAUCCAUGGCUGGAUCUGUCACACCAAGCCGGCGUGGACCGCCGAGAACCAGCAGUUGAUCAAGAGCAAGGACGCGCGAUCACUCUCCAAGCUUAAAAAGAAGAACCUCGCGCUGCUGGCGCCCAUACUCGAUAGGAUCAGGAAGUUGCUGUCGACCACAAUGUUUGGGCCCAUCUCCACACCCUUUGAGCGCUGGUUCUGCAGCGUUCACAAUGAGAUUGUCAACAAAGUCGUGCUCUGUGUCGAGAAGCAGAACAAACCAUCCAACCCUUUCCUCACACUGCAAGGGUUAAUCGAGCACUUUGGAGGCAACAGACUCAGCUCGGUCGAUCUGGCCUCAGUCAACCCGAGUCUGAACGUCUUCAGACCCACUACAAUCAAGAUGCCUGGCAUUGCCUCGGACAUCACCAUCCAAUCCAUCCACCCAACGAUCAACAUACUCCACACCACCAAGACCAAGCCCAAGAGGAUAUCGAUGAUUGGUAACGAUGGUGUUUCGUACUCAUACUUGCUCAAGGGUCGCGAGGACCUGCACUUGGAUGAGCGUGUGAUGCAGCUGCUCAACACGGUCGACCAGAUGAUGGUGGCUGGCAAGAACAAGAACCUGCGCCUCCUUCGCACGCGCAAGUACGCAGUAGUACCACUCAGUCGCUCAGCUGGACUGAUCCAAUGGGUGGAGAAUGCUGUGCCCCUCUUCUCCAUCUUCAAGAACUGGUAUCGCAAUGAGGUCACGUACAAGGGCCUCAACCCAAGCACUUUGGCCACCAACCCUAACCCAUUGCCACGACAGCCUGUUCGCCCCGUCGACCUGUUCUACUCCAAGCUGGACCCGCUCCUCAAGGCCAACGGUCUAACUAGACAGAACCGUGGUGAUUGGCCCAAAGACUUACUCAAGCAGGUGUUUGUCGAGCUCUCAAACGAGACACCAAAGUGGCUGCUGUCACGUGAGCUGUGGUACUCAAGUUGCUCGACCUCUGAGCUCCUACUCAAGACCCAAUCAUUCAGCCGAUCACUUGCACUCAUGUCCACAAUCGGUUACAUCAUUGGACUUGGCGACAGGCAUCUUGACAACAUUUUGAUCGACAUGAAGACUGGAGAGAUCGUUCAUAUUGAUUACAACAUAUGCUUCGAGAAGGGACUGCAACUCAAGGUACCAGAGAGGGUGCCAUUCAGACUGACACAGAUCAUUGAGAAUGCACUGGGACUCACUGGAGUGCAUGGAUCAUUCUCCGAAACCUGUGUCCUAGUCUUGGAUCUACUCAGACAGAACAAACAAACAUUGUUGAACUUGCUCGAGACAUUCAUAUAUGCUCCAUUGUUUGAUUGGAAGAUCAAGCAGAUGAAUGAACCAAUCUCAAAGGAUGAGGAGAACAACAACAACAAUGGAGGAGGAGAGAAUGAUGAUGAGAAGAAGGAAGAAGAGGAUGGUGAUGCAAACGAGAGUGAUAACGAUGGCUCUAGCGAUGAUGAUCAACAGCAGGGCGGAGGUGGUGAGGGUGAGCCUCAGUACAACAACAACAUCGAUAACCUCAGCGAGUCGUCACAGCAUCUCCAACAGGAGACAGACUCCAAGGAGAUGCACACAAAGGUCAAGGAGGACAACAAGAGUCUGCAGGGACUGACCAUCGUCAGCCAGGUCAAGAGCAAGCUGGAUGGUACCGAGCAGAGACUGGAUGUCGAGAAGCAAGUCGAGAUGAUGAUCAGAGAGUCCAUCAACAUUGACAACCUGUCCACAAUGUACGAAGGUUGGACACCAUGGAUAUAG